This is a messenger RNA of Trypanosoma grayi, 891 nucleotides long. RefSeq lists its product as hypothetical. Lineage: Eukaryota; Euglenozoa; Kinetoplastea; Trypanosomatida; Trypanosomatidae. The record is from RefSeq and is a predicted model, not a curated record. The transcript has a single exon. Bases 1 to 891 code for a protein of 296 amino acids.
AUGGCACUGCCGUUGAUCCUCAGGCCAGGAUCGAGGGAGCGCCCUGCCACGAGAAACGGUAGUGAGAUAGGCCUCUCUGCGCGGCGGCACAAUGGGGCUUCUAACGUUGACAGUGAUGAUGACUCCACUUCGGUGUAUGUGUCCACAACGAGCGCCUCCUCUGUGCACUUCCUCGUAGUUAGCCACAAUAGCGGCUUCUGUGGGAGUUCCCACGGCGUCUCGAAAACCCCACGGUUGCGUCAUUGCUUGUCAGUGACGAUAUCACCCAUAUCCUCCGCAUUCACAACCCCGCGACUGUUUUUCGGCGGAGGCGGCGCAGCAGCAGGUCGUGCCCGUCGUGCACACAGCUACAACUCAGAUGUCGACUGGAUCUCUUUGAAUCGGCAAGACACCGGGGAGGCUUCCCCGGCAGCGGCGAGAGUCUACAAGAAUGCAGCGAGUGGGACGAAGGCGUCACCCAGUCACAUGAAGGAUUGGAUCCCAUUCUCCCGUACGAACUCGCGCUCUAGUGCCACUCGCGGCGCUUUCUCUUCCGCUGUCUAUGCCUCUGUCCUCGCUGAUGUUGCUGCCCCUACUCCGAAGAAGCAAUCCAGGAAAGGAAAACACACCGCCGCUUCCCCGCACACAACGCACUGCUCCAAGUUGACGCCAAGCGAUAUAGGCAGCAGCUCGACGUCAGUGUCAACAGCUGGCGCAUCGUCGCGUAGGCUGUCAAUUGAGGGCAACAUCAACAAACCUCACGCUUAUAAGGAACAUGACGAGGUUCGUAGCAACGGAAGCGGGAACUGCGUCAACUGGUCGUACCCGAGCGAGAAGCAGACGGCGGCGGUGCCGGUGCCGGCCAUCAAGAGAUUCACUGACGCGAUUCGGUACCUGCAGUCGCAGCCGUAG